Messenger RNA from Ipomoea nil (Japanese morning glory), 1603 nucleotides. RefSeq names its product putative MO25-like protein At5g47540. Gene Ontology annotation, molecular function: protein serine/threonine kinase activator activity. The coding region runs from base 308 to 1336 and encodes 342 amino acids. The record is from RefSeq and is a predicted model, not a curated record. Lineage: Eukaryota; Viridiplantae; Streptophyta; Magnoliopsida; Solanales; Convolvulaceae. The transcript is spliced from 11 exons. Gene Ontology annotation, biological process: intracellular signal transduction.
CAAUCAAUCAUCAAUGUCCAACCUGAGUCCUGAGCUUUAAACUGGAAACUUUAACUGCCCACCGGUUCGCCUCAACAUUUAACAGCCUCAGAAACUGAACCUAACAACCUCUGCAUUAUCACUAUCACCAUUACUGUUUGGUUAUCUGUCCAGAGAAAUCAAACACCCCACCGCACAGUACUGGAGCUUUCCAGAAAACCACGACUCUCAGCAUUCCGGCUAUCCAAGCUGCUUUACAAAGGCGGAGCCGCCGUUGCCGCGGUAGAAAACCUUUGCCUGCGGCGGAGGAGACGCCGGCGGGGAAAAAAUGAAGGGACUGUUCAAGUCCAAGCCGAAGACUCCUGUUGACAUUGUUCGCCAGACUCGCGAUCUUCUCUCCUAUGCCGAAAGUGGCCCCUCUUCCGACUCUCGUGAUAGCAAGAGAGAAGAAAAGAUGAUGGAGUUGAGCAAACAUAUCCGGGAAUUGAAGUCAAUUCUGUAUGGGAAUAGCGAAGCUGAGCCUGUUGCUGAGGCCUGUGCACAGCUGACUCAAGAGUUCUUUAGGGACAACACAUUGCGACUGCUAAUCAAUUGUCUUCCCAAAUUCAAUCUAGAGACUCGUAAAGAUGCUACUCAAGUAGUUGCGAAUCUGCAAAGGCAGCAAGUUCAGUCGCGGCUGGUUGCUAGUGAUUACUUGGAAGCCAAUUUGGAUCUCAUGGAUAUUUUGAUAUCAGGUUAUGAGAAAGCAGAUAUUGCAUUGCAUUAUGGUGCUAUGCUGAGGGAUUGCAUUCGCCAUCAAAGUGUUGCUCGGUAUGUCUUGAAUUCGCAACACAUGAGGAAGUUUUUUAGCUAUAUACAGCUACCAAAUUUUGACAUCGCUGCUGAUGCUGCUGCAACUUUUAAGGAACUCUUGACAAGACAUAAAUCAACAGUAGCUGAGUUUCUCUCCAAGAACUAUGACUGGUUUUUUGCAGAGUAUAAUUCGCAGCUACUUGAAUCUACCAAUUACAUCACCAGAAGGCAAGCUAUAAAGCUAUUGGGGGAUAUCCUUCUGGACCGAUCGAAUUCUGCUGUCAUGACACGUUAUGUUAGUUCAAGAGACAACUUGAGAAUUCUGAUGAAUCUUCUCAGGGAAUCAAGCAAGAGCAUCCAGAUUGAAGCAUUUCACGUUUUUAAGCUAUUUGCUGCAAAUCAGCACAAGCCUCCAGACAUCAUUAACAUCCUGGUCGCAAACAGAAGCAAGCUUUUGCGCCUCUUUGCCGAUUUCAAGACUGAUAAAGAGGAUGAGCAGUUUGAGGCAGACAAAGCUCAGGUUGUGAGGGAAAUUGCUGCACUUGAACCCAAAGAGCUUCCAUGAAUGGUGUGCUUAGUUUCUUGUACUCCGUAUUUAGUUUGUCUACAAAUCUUGCAUCUGUAAUCCUAUUUCCUAGUUUGUGGUCCCCACUUGUGAAUUUAGUUGUCAAUAUUUUGGAAAAUCUCUUUAAAAGAACUGUCUUGACAGAUUUUCUUAGUAAAAAUGGUCUGGUUGUCUACCGAAAAAUGUUACUGUAUUUGUUUCAAACUUUUUUGUAAUUAUCAAAUGUAAUUUGUGAUACACUUUAUUAUGUUUUGUGUUCAUUGAUUA